Dimorphilus gyrociliatus is the source of this 1250-nucleotide messenger RNA. Lineage: Eukaryota; Metazoa; Annelida; Polychaeta; Dinophilidae. The record is from the annotation of a GenBank genome assembly.
ACUCUGUCGUGUGGAAUACAAUAGGGUAACGAUACAUGUGGAUUAGGCUAUUCCAGUUAUAAACAUCGAUGGCCCCAUUAAAGUUUGAAUUAGUAGCCAAAUGUUCAACCACCAAAGCGAGAGUUGGAAUCAUGACGUUGACACAUUCAACUGUCAAUACACCGGUGUUCAUGCCGGUAGGCACUCAGGGAACACUAAAAGGUCUAUUACCCGAUCAAAUGUUGGAUCUAAAUUGUUCAAUAAUGCUAGGAAAUACAUAUCACUUAGGCCAUAGACCAGGACCAGAACUUUUAGAUGCGGCUGACGGUUUGCAUAACUUUAUGAGAUGGAAAAAUUCAUUACUUACCGACAGCGGAGGGUUUCAAAUGGUCUCAUUGCUGAAAUUAGCUGAAAUAACAGAAGAAGGAGUAAGAUUUCAAUCUCCGCACGACGGAUCCAUGAUGAUGCUAACGCCUGAACAUUCAAUGCAAAUUCAGAAUUCCAUUGGAGCAGAUAUAAUGAUGCAAUUAGACGAUGUAGUAGACAGCAAAAUAACUGGUCCCAGGGUGGAAGAAGCAAUGCAUAGAUCCAUUAGGUGGUUGGAUAGAUGUAUUAAAGCGCACAAGAAAACUGAAACUCAGAAUCUUUUUGCAAUUGUUCAGGGAGGUUUAAAUCCCGAGCUAAGAAGACAGUGUGCUCAAGAGAUGAUCAAAAGGGAUGUGCCUGGUUAUGCCAUAGGCGGUUUGAGUGGUGGUGAAGAAAAGAAGCAUUUUUGGAAAAUGGUAACACUGUCGACUGAUUUACUGCCUACUACAAAACCGCGUUAUUUAAUGGGUGUUGGAUUUGCAGUCGAUUUAGUUGUCUGUGUCGCGUUGGGCUGCGACAUGUUUGAUUGCGUUUUUCCUACAAGAACGGCCCGAUUUGGAACAGCAUUAGUUCGUUCUGGGCAACUCAAUUUAAAAACUCAGAAAUAUAAAUUAGAUAUGAGGCCAAUAGAUGAAGAAUGCGACUGUGUAACCUGCAAAAACUAUACUAGAGCUUAUUUACACACAAUAGUAACCCAGGAAACCGUUGCAUCGUCUCUCUUGACGAUUCAUAAUGUUGCUUAUCAGCUCAAGCUGAUGAGUGAAAUAAGGGAAAGCAUAAAAAACGAUAAUUUCCCAAGAUAUGUUAAAGAAUUCUUUCGAAACAUGUUUCCAAAAAAAGAUUAUCCAUCAUGGGCAGUUGAUGCUCUGAAAUCAGUUCAAAUCGACCUUGUCUCUGGUACAUAG